GCAAUGGAGUCGCUGCACGGGCUCGUAGACCUCCGCACGGCGGCGCAGUUGCUGGCUGCAGCGGCGGCGUUGUACAUCCUCAUUGAGCACCUGUCCUACCACCGCAAGAAGGGCGCCUUGCCUGGGCCGCCGCUCGUCGUGCCGUUCCUCGGCAGCGCCGCGCACAUGGUGCGCGACCCAGCCAGGUUCUGGGAAGUGCAGGCGGCGCGCGCUAGCAAGUCCGGCGCCGGGCUCGCCGCUGACUUUCUGAUCGGCCGUUUCAUGGUCUUCAUCCGCGACUCGGAGCUGUCCCACCGCGUGUUCGCGAACGUCCGGUCCGACGCCUUCGUCCUCAUCGGCCACCCGUUCGGCAAGAAGCUCUUCGGCGACCACAACUUCAUCUACCUGUCCGGCGACGACCACAAGGACCUGCGCCGCCGGAUGGCACCCAACUUCACGCCGCGCGCGUUCGCCACCUACGCCGCCAUCCAGCAGCGCGUGAUACUCUCCCACCUCCGGCGGUGGCUCGACCGGAGCGCCGCCAACGGCGGCAAGGCCAUGCCGAUACGGGUGCCCUGCCGCCAAAUGAACCUCGACACCUCGCAGACCGUAUUUGCGGGGCCGUACCUCACCAAGGAGGCGAGGGAGAGGUUUGAGGAGGACUACAAUCUCUUUAACGUCGGUCUCACGGCCCUCCCCGUUGACCUGCCGGGGUUCGCGUUCCGGCGUGCGAGACAAAGCGUGCCGAGGCUGGUGCGCGUGCUCGACAGGUGCGCGCGGGACAGCAAGGCGCGGAUGCGCGCCGGCGGCGAGCCGGAGUGCCUCGUGGACUACUGGAUGCAGGAGACGGUGCGGGAGAUCGACGAGGCCAAGGAGGCAGGCCUGCUGCCGCCGGCGCACACCGACGACGGGGAGCUGGGGAGCUUCCUGUUCGACAUGCUCUUCGCGGCGCAGGACGCCUCCACCUCCUCCCUCUGCUGGGCCGUGUCGGCGCUGGACUCCCACCCGGACGUGCUCGCCCGCGUGCGCGCCGAGGUGGCCUCCCUCUGGUCCCCCGAAUCUGGCGAGCCCAUCACCGCCGAGAAGAUCGCCGAAAUGAAGUACACCAAGGCCGUAGCUCUCGAGGUGGUCCGGCACCGGCCGCCGGCGACGCUGGUGCCGCACAUCGCCACGAAGGAGUUCCAGCUGACGGAGUGGUACACGAUCCCCAAGGGCGCCAUCGUGCUCCCGUCGGUGUACGAGUCGUCGUUCCAGGGGUUCCCUGACCCCGACGCGUUCGACCCGGAGCGGUUCUUCUCGGAGGCGCGCAGGGAGGACGUGGUGUACAAGCGCAACUUCCUCGCCUUCGGCGCCGGCCCGCACCAGUGCGUCGGGCAACGCUACGCCCUCAACCACCUCGUCCUGUUCAUGGCGCUCUUCGUCUCCGUCGUCGACUUCCGGCGGGACAGGACGGAGGGCUGCGACGAGCCCCUCUACGUGCCGACCAUCGUGCCGAGGGACGGCUGCGCCGUUUACCUCAAGCAGCGGUGUGCCAGGUUUCCAUCGUUCUGA
This is a messenger RNA of Oryza brachyantha (malo sina), 1530 nucleotides long. RefSeq names its product cytochrome P450 710A1-like. The transcript has a single exon. Bases 4 to 1530 code for a protein of 508 amino acids. The record is from RefSeq and is a predicted model, not a curated record. Gene Ontology annotation, biological process: sterol metabolic process. Lineage: Eukaryota; Viridiplantae; Streptophyta; Magnoliopsida; Poales; Poaceae. Gene Ontology annotation, molecular function: oxidoreductase activity, acting on paired donors, with incorporation or reduction of molecular oxygen; monooxygenase activity; heme binding.